Molecule: messenger RNA, 813 nt
Organism: Aspergillus aculeatus ATCC 16872
Lineage: Eukaryota; Fungi; Ascomycota; Eurotiomycetes; Eurotiales; Aspergillaceae
Exons: 1
Coding region: 1-813 (270 amino acids)
Source: RefSeq, a predicted model, not a curated record
AUGACUUCAUACUUCUCGUCGCUGACGUCCUCGUCGGCCAUCUCGAACCUGGGCACCCGGCUCAACUCUUUGAAACGGGCCAUCACGUCGGGCGACGAGCGCGACGACCCGGACAACGAGGACUGCUCGCACAUCUCGAACGUGCUGCGCGCCUACUACACCGAAAAGGGGCGACCGUAUCCCUCGUGGCUGCCCCCGGACCCAAAAGCCCCCGCGCCGGCACCGGCGCGGGUCAUCGCGACCUCCCAGAUCCCACCCGGCGCUGCUGGUGGCGCCCCAGCGUCAUCAGUAUACGGACGUGGCGGCAGCGGUAGCGGCAGCGGUGGUGGUGGUGGUGGACUGGGCGACCUAUGGGGAGAUGCGGGCUCCGCCACGGCUCCGACCUCCCAGACAUCCAGUUUGCGCCGGGGUCGCAUGACCGCCGGGGGAAAUAACAACAGCAACAACAGCAUGGGGGCACCGCUGUCGGCGACGGCUAGUGCUCCGGGGGGCCCAAUCGCCCACAACAGCCUGUCCCCGAGCCCGUCGGCAAUGCAGCAGCACCCUCACCAUCCAUCCGGGGGCGGCCGUCCCCUGCCCAGUCAGCGCGCCGGAUCCUACCAGACGAUCUCGGGCCCCGUGACCGGCGGCGGCGUGACGCAACAACCGCUGGAGCGCGCAGCGUCGGCCCAGGAACGACUCCGGGCACGCCUGCAUGGGGGCCGGUCGCCCAGCCCCGGCCAGAAUCCGAGCAGUCGGCCGGGUUCACCCUACGUGGCCGGGGGAGCGGAUCCUAGCGCACGAAAACCGGUAGGGAUGCCGGGUCGACGAUAA